AUGACUCGUAAGCCGCGCGAAAUACUUCCAAAGGUCGAACGCGAUGCACUAAGAGAACUCAAGGCCGACAAGGACAUCGUCAUCGUGCCCACGAACAAGGGGCGUUCCACCGUCGUACUGAACAAAACAGACUACCUUCAGAAGGCCAAAAACCUACUGGAGAAUCGUCAUUUUUAUGCCCCAUGUGAAACCAACCGCGUAAAAACGUUGACACGCGAAAUUAAUGCGACACUGCUGGCACUGGAGAACUCGGGUGCAAUAAUACCGACCGACCGACGCAUGGCGGGAGCCAAAGAAACGGCCUUGGCCCGAUUCAAUGGUCUCUCCAAGGUGCACAAGGACGGCGCUCGUCUCCGGCCCAUUGUAUCGCUCAAAGGCAUUCCAAUGUACGGACUGGCAAAAUGUCUAUUUCGACGCUUCAAAUUUCUGACCGCUGAUUCGGACACCACCACCUGUUCGUCAACACAAUUCCUAGAGAAGCUUAAAAGAGUAAGUCACUUGCCAAAUAAGGUUAUGGUAUCUUUUGAUGUCACGUCCCUCUUUACUUUUAUCCUCCAGGAUCUGGCAAUCGAGACCGUCGAGCAAAUCCUACGAAGUAAAUACAAUGAAACGGAGAAUCGUCUCGGACAUGCCCAAGACCUUCAGCUCCUAAAAUUCUGUCUCAGGACGUACUUCACGUUUGACGGAACGAUCUACGAGCAAGUGAAAGGAACACCAAUGGGCUCGCCGAUUUCGGAAUUCAACGCCGAGGCGGUCCUACAGCGGUUACGGUCGCUGGUUUUCCAACACCACAGACCGAAAUUCUGGGCUCGGUAUGGGGACGAUACCUUCGUCUUCAUCGAACGGGAUAAGGUGCUACCGUUCAAAGAACGUCUCAACAACGUCUUCCCGGUCAUUCAAUUUACGAUGGAGGAGGAAGAAAGUAACCAGCUGGCAUUCCUUGAUGUCCUCGUCUGUCGCAAAGAUUGUAGUGGCCUAAAGACCAAAGUGUUCAGAAAAGUGACGCACACGAUGCAACUACCGAACUUCAACAGUAGCCACCCAAUCAGCCACAAACGCAGUUGCGUAAGAACGCUAUAUCGGCUUUUUGAGACGCACUGCAGUGAACCGGAAGACAAGGUUGCCGAAUCCCAACAUCUUCGACGGGUUUUCAGAGAAAAUGGUCACCCACGCAACUUCGUCAAGCGAUACGUGCGCAAACGAGACGAGCGACAAAAUCGUGAGGAGCCCAAAUUCUGGCGAGCGAUCCCGUACAUCAAGAACGUCUCCGAGGCCGUUAGUCGCCUUCUUGCGCCACUUGGGGUUGGAGUUGCACACAGACCGGAGGCCACCAUGAAGCGUCAUGUGAUUAGACCAAACGACCCACUGCAACAGCAAAAAAAACAUCUGGAGUCGUUUAUUGGAUCUGGUGAAGUUGCGGACAAAGCAACUACGUCGGAGAAUCUGGAAGACUGCUCCGGACGCGAACUGCCGAACACGCGACAGCAGUACGGAUAA
Spirometra erinaceieuropaei is the source of this 1497-nucleotide messenger RNA. Lineage: Eukaryota; Metazoa; Platyhelminthes; Cestoda; Diphyllobothriidea; Diphyllobothriidae. The record is from the annotation of a GenBank genome assembly.